AUGAUUGAAAGCUACGGAUGGCAUUAUGUAAAAGCCUUUGACGGCUUCAAAGUCUCAAAGCUUCCGUACAAGCAAGGCAAAGACAAGGAGAGGCGGUUUUCUAUGUACUUUUUACUUCCAAAUUCAAGAAAUGGGCUCCCAGCUUUGGUCAAGAGAUUAGGACUGGUGUUGCCUUUCAACGGUAAUGGUGAUUUCAGUGAGAUGGUGGAGUCGGGCAUUGGUGACCCCAAAAUAAUCCACAAGUCCUUCAUUGAAGUUGACGAAGGUGGUACAAAAGCUGCAGCUGUUUCUAUUUUUGACUGUGGGGCAGAUUGUGCUUGA
Molecule: messenger RNA, 321 nt
Organism: Malus domestica (apple)
Lineage: Eukaryota; Viridiplantae; Streptophyta; Magnoliopsida; Rosales; Rosaceae
Source: RefSeq, a predicted model, not a curated record